Molecule: messenger RNA, 2698 nt
Organism: Amphiprion ocellaris (clown anemonefish)
Lineage: Eukaryota; Metazoa; Chordata; Actinopteri; Pomacentridae
Exons: 3
Coding region: 761-2293 (510 amino acids)
Biological process (GO): positive regulation of cell size; positive regulation of translation
Source: RefSeq, a predicted model, not a curated record
GUCUCUGGCCGAGGAAUCCCAGGCAGGGUUUAAUUGUAGAGUGCAAAGCCUUUAGUUUGGCUAAUGAGCUCAGCACUGGAGCUAGGACUCUUUCACACACUCAUUGGGAGACAGAAACCUAUGUGGAGUCCUUCACCGGAGGAGCCUCACACAGCUGCUGGAUUUCAUGUGGUGGGGAAAGAAGAAAUUCUCAGAUUAAGGUACAGCCGUGUAUGUGGGAGAAUAUACCAGAGGCAAGAGACGGAGUUAGAGGUGGAGAAAGAGAGGAGAGCGGGAGAGGGGAGGGAAGGAAACGGGAAAUACACUGCCAGAGAGAGAGAGAGAGAGAGAGAGAGAGAGAGAGAGAGACUGGAAGCCUGCAGCAGCAAAUGAGACAGAACAACGAGGCGGGAGAGGUAGAAAGGGAGACAGAGAGGGAGGGAGGUGGAGAGGGGCCCCGUGUAGGAGAGAGGGCUACAGGGUGAGGAAGACGAAGGAGCAAGAAAAAGUUAGGUGAAGUAAGAGAAGGAGGACUCGGGGAAAGUACGGACCCAUAGGUUAACAACUACAGGAGAGAAGAAGGGAAACAACAGACAGGAAGGAAGGGGAGGGAGAAGUCUUGGGCAGAGAGUAAAAAAAGAGCUGGAGAAAAGUUUUCUUGUGGGAAGACGCAGAUGAGGAAAACAGAGUGAGCGAAUGACUGGGCUGGAGAGAGCUGGGAGGGGAGAAAACCAGUUGUUUUCUAAGGCGUUUUCUACAUAAUCUCAGGACGUUUUUGGACAUGUACACAGAAGGCGCACAAACAACGGGACACCACCGAUUUCUUCAGCACAACAACACCCCCACCCCCUGCCCCUGCCAGCACUGCAUCCACUAUGAGCAGCCAUACGGCCAUCACGGUGGGCCGGGAUACAAACCAACAUCAGCCAUACAAACGGACCACCCAUCGCUGGACUGCAGGGGAGACAUCCAGGCUCCUCGGGUUAAAGACGUAGGAGACAGAGCUGAAAGAAGGGGUCAUUGCAGCCCACAGAGAAGGCCUGUGUUUGCAGGGCCGGGCCCUUACAGCCACUCAGAAGACUUGAGCCAAGUCUGCCCCUGGAAAUUGAACCCUGCCCAGUGGAACUACCCACUAGAGCCUGGGGUGAGACAUUAUUCAUCUGUCAGAGAACAGUGUGGCUGCGUAGUGCACAGCGACACCAGGGCACACCCGUUCAACGCUGGAAUACCACAUCCUCUUCCUCAUCUUCAGGUCAAAGGUCAAAGAUACAGGCACAGGAGGACUAUCAGCUAUGUCGCUGUGGAUGAGGAGCAAAGCUGUGGAUGCAAAUCUGAGAGCUUCCACUUGGAGCUACACAAUCCCCAGCUGGGACAUUUGCACAUGCCGAAUGGCCACUGUAGGCUGAGACCUGUGUUCUUUGAGGGAGGAGAGGAAAGAGAUAGCCAUCAGGACCAGGGCAGACUGAAGGGUGGAUCAGAGGAGGGUUUUAAUGGAUGUGGUGGGUCUCAUAAAGCCUUCUUCCCCACUGAGGUUCCACAAAAGCAUCUGACCCAAAGCAGACGGAAGGGGUCCUACGUCCCUCCCACAGGCAUCACUAGUCCAGAAACCUCAAAAUCAACAGCCAACAAUGACCACCAGCACCAGGAUUUGCAAGUGGCAAAGCAGAGGAGAAGGCAAGAUUCAGUAAGGGAUCAAAUCCGACAAGUGGUGACAGAUCUGGAGGACGUGUUGGGGGGUUUGAAGCAAGUUCACAUUGAGAUGAAAGAGGUGGUGGACCAGAUUGAUCGUCUUACAGCCAGUAUCGACCUCAGUGAGGAGGUGCCCUCCAUUACUCAGGGGUCAGCCAAUAACUUGCAAGACUCUGCUCAUUUAGGAGACCUCAGGGUGGCUCCGCUGCCCAAUCACAAACCUACUUCAGUUCAAGCAUCACAACACAUCGAUGAAGAUCGCAUCAUCCUCAGAACUAACUCUCCCUCCCCUGUCCACAUGGCAUCAGUUGUCAAAACCAGCCGCUUCACCCCUCCCAGUCUCAAUAAGGAUGUCAGUCACGAAAGGGCAAGCGUAAACGGCCACCCGCCUCACCUGUACCCUCCCAGAGACUCCAACCACAGUGGUCAAACCCGGCUAGAACUCCACCCACCGACCCUAGACCCUAAGGUCAUCAUAGGGAACAGCACCUCCUACCCAAGAACUCAAAAGCCUCCACCUUACCCCCAAAACGGUCGGUGUGGGAAGGGUGUAUAUGCACCUUCCAAGCCUGCGAGGACCCCUGCCAACCCUGGGAGAGGCUGUCAGAGCACCAGCAUGGUGUGAAGGAGGGGGGUGGUCUGCCCCAGUGCCACGGGGGCCUGAAACAUGAGACCCUGCUGCAGUGAGUGGAGGUCAGAGAGGGACCAGGCAGGGGAACAACUCAUGCAGGAGCUGAUGCCACUGAGACAAGCUGUCAGCUGGUGAAAAUAGAGCAUGGCCUGAAGGUGGAGAUAUUUCCAAAGGGAAAACUCACCCAAGAGUCGACCUGCAGCUGGAUGUCAUGCAAGCACAGGAGCGUGGAGGAGAGGCAGUGAAAUCUGUCUGAGAAUUUAGGGCUGGUGAUGUGUGACAAAUAAUAAAAUGCAAACUGAUACCCAGCAACCACCAAAAGAAACAUAAAAGUAUUUUUUCAUGAAAAUAAUUUAUUUGGACAUCAUUUUGGACUAUUUUGUACUAUAUAUAUAUAUA